CCCAGCACCCAGAACCACACAAACCUUUCGCCUCCCCUCCCAAUCCCCCAAGCCACUACUUCCCUCCCCCUCAGCAGAAGGAGGGAAACUAAAUUAACAUUUCGUCCCAGAAGAAAAAAAAAAAAGCCCGCUGGCGUUGGGUCUCAAGCCAGCUGAUUAGCUGCCUGCCAGGAAGGCAGUGCCAUUUGGGGGCGAGCGGGAGCUGAGGGGCCAGGGGUCCCAGAGCCUCACUCUCAAUUGCUGCAGCUUCAGGAGAAAAGAGGAGCUACAAGCCCUUGAAACAGGUCUCAUAAACUGCCAGCCUGGGCUCCAGCUGCUGGGGUUGGGGGGGCAGGAAGGGGAGAUAUCCUGUGGCGCCCCCAGGAUGCAAAUGCAAAAUUCAAAGAUGAACGGAGCCCGCCCCGCAGAGGGGGCAACAAGGACAGUGGGGGUCCAGCUCAGGGGAGGAAGCCCACCCAGUUCCUGAAUGUGAGUGACACCCCCACCCCCACCCCUAGUCCUAGCUCCUCAGCUCGCCUCCUAGCUGUUAAGUGUAAGCCAGCGACCGGCCCCCAGGAUGGAAAUGCAAGAACUUAAGAUGAAUGGAGCGCACCCCGUAGUAGUCGGGGCAACAGAGACAGUGGGGCAGCAACAGGAGAGAUUCUUGCCCAGUCAGGGUCCUGCUCAGGGGAGGAAGCCCACCCAGUUCAUGGACUUUGAGGGAAAGACUUCAUUUGGAAUGUCGGUGUUUAACCUCAGCAAUGCCAUCAUGGGCAGCGGCAUCCUGGGACUGUCCUAUGCCAUGGCCCAUACCGGGGUCCUUUUCUUCUGGGCCCUGCUGCUGUGCAUCGCGCUCCUGUCUUCCUACUCCAUCCACCUCCUGCUCACCUGUGCCGGUGUCAUCGGCAUCCGAGCAUAUGAGCAGCUGGGACAGAAGGCACUGGGCCCUGUGGGGAAGGUAGUGGUGGCCAUGGUCAUCUGCCUACACAACCUUGGAGCCAUGUCCAGUUACCUGUUCAUCAUCAAAUCUGAGCUUCCCCUGGUGAUUGGAAACUUCAUGGACAAGAAUCCCAAGGAAAGCCUCGUCGUCAUCACUGUCAGUGUGCUGAUCAUCCUGCCACUGACCCUCAUGAGACACUUGGGCUACCUGGGGUAUACCAGUGGUCUCUCUCUGACCUGCAUGCUGUUUUUCCUCAUUUCGGUCAUCUAUAAGAAGUUCCAGCUGGGCUGUCCUAUCAGCUGCAACGAGACAAUGAUAGAGAACAUGAGCCACUUGUACGACCAGGGGCUCAACAGCAGCUGUGAGGCCCACUUGUUCACAGCUGACUCGGAGACGUUCUACACAUUGCCCAUCAUAGCCUUUGCCUUCGUCUGCCACCCUGAGGUCCUGCCCAUCUACACGGAGCUUUGUCGGCCCUCUAAGCGUAAAAUGCAGGCUGUGGCCAACUUGUCCAUCGGCGCCAUGUUCUGCAUGUAUGGGCUCACCGCGACCUUUGGCUAUCUUACCUUCUACAGUACUGUGGAAGCAGAGAUGCUGCAUAUGUACAGUCAAAAGGACUAUCUCAUCCUUUGCGUGCGUCUGGCCGUGCUACUUGCUGUGACUCUGACUGUGCCAGUCGUGCUGUUCCCUAUCCGACGGGCCCUGCAGCAACUGCUCUUCCCAAGCAAGGCCUUCAGCUGGCCCCGGCAUGUGGCUAUAGCCCUGAUCAUCCUUAUCUUGGUCAAUGUCCUGGUCAUCUGUGUGCCAAACAUCCAGGAUAUCUUUGGAGUUAUUGGGUCCACCUCGGCUCCCACCCUCAUCUUCAUUCUCCCUAGUGUUUUCUACCUCCUCAUUGUACCCUCCGAGGUAGAACCGCUGCACUCCUGGACCAAGAUCCGGGUUUUGUGUUUUGGUGUCCUGGGGAUCGUCUUCAUGGUGGUCAAUCUGAGCUUCAUGUUUGCCAACUGGGCCACAGGCCAGAGUAGCGUGUCUGGACACUGACAGGCACCGAGGGGCACAUGUGCCAGAAGGCAGGGCCUCUCUCCCGGAUCCUGCCUACCAGGUGCAUGGAGCUACCUGUUGCCCCUUAACCUGGCUGGUGGAGGGAAGGGGCAACAGAAAGGUCUGCUUCCCUCCUCCCCAGAGCUGCUGAGCUUGUGUCCUGGCCCCUAACCCUGACCCCAUGGGAGAAGGAGGAGGGCAGGACCCAGGGGAGCUACUCUCAGCCCAGUCUUCUCUGGCUUCUCUUGGUGGGAAGUUUUGGUCAUGUUUGCCCUUGAAAAAACUCUAAGGGAAGAAUAAAAAUGCCAAACUGCAA
Erinaceus europaeus (western European hedgehog) is the source of this 2276-nucleotide messenger RNA. RefSeq names its product solute carrier family 38 member 5 (gene SLC38A5). NCBI's taxonomy places the organism in Eukaryota, Metazoa, Chordata, Mammalia, Eulipotyphla, Erinaceidae. The transcript is spliced from 18 exons. Gene Ontology annotation, biological process: serine transport; glycine transport; L-histidine transmembrane transport. The record is from RefSeq and is a predicted model, not a curated record. Gene Ontology annotation, molecular function: L-glutamine transmembrane transporter activity; glycine transmembrane transporter activity. Bases 557 to 1960 code for a protein of 467 amino acids.